CAGUCACUGUUCAUUCAUUCAUUCGGAUCAUUUGAAAAGUCUGACAGUACGUACUCGAGAGUUUAUUUAUCAAAGAGUCAUAAUUUCAAACUGUCGCAUUAUGACUGAAUUGACUGGAGAACGGAGUUUGAGCCCUUUUUUAGCUCUGUACUAUUCUCGAGUGUUUCCUUACGACGAUUUCUGUGGAUGGCUCACUUACAACAGACAUGUGUCGUUCCCAAAUAGGGAAUUCGUGUUCGACUGCGGGAUCGAGGGAACUCACGAACACCUGAGUUUCUCCGAUGCUGUAGCACUGAAAAAUAAACUCAGAAGACUUCGUCCGGAUAAAAUCGAAGUGGGAGCCGUGUUCUCUGCACCACCGAGACAUAUCGGCAAUCUUCCCGUGGAGAAAGAAUUCGUCGUUGACAUUGAUUUGGCCAAUUAUAAUCACGUGAGACAUUGCUGCGCUGGCAAUAAUGAAAGGGAGGUGUGUCACGACUGUUACGAACUGUUGACUCUUGGAAUGAGAAUUAUAGAUAGAAGUUUGAGAAUUGAACAUGGGUUCAAUCACAUACUGUGGGUUUACCAUACCAGGCACAUGUAUGCUUGGGUCUGUGACAAAAAAGCUCGCUACUUGCCCAACAGUUACAGACGGGAGUUGAUCAACAAAUUGCAACAUGCUCACUUUUUCAAGAGUGUGAAGGCGAAAGGGCGAAGCUUUAACUCAGGACUGCUCAGUGAAAGCAUCCAGAGGGCUCUAUCAUAUAUUCGGCCUCGAUUUCAACAAAUUUUAAUGCAACAAAAUUUAUUUGAAGACACUCCAGACAAGAUGUCUCACCUAAUGUGCAUUAUGCCCAACCUUACUGUGGGUGGAGAAGUCCAUUCUCUUAUUCGUAGUCUCGAAGGUCGAGAUAGCUGCCAAAAGUUUACGGAACUCACCAAAAUGAUAAGGUCGAAAGUCGAGAUGGGAAUUCCGGAAUGGGUUAAUCAUUCCAAACUUAUGGAUGAAAUUUUGAUUUGGUACGCUUACCCGAGGAUGAACCAAAACGCCAGCAUCAGCAUGUGCCUGCCGCUGAUCGCUCCGUUUACCACGAAAUCCAAAACCGGUGAGAUAGCCAUUCCCAUAGACAUUGACUGGGCUGAAGACAUGAAUCCCGUGAAUGCGCCUACCAUCGAACGGGUAAUGGAAGAAGUAGAACUUGCCAUCAGGAAUGGCCACGAGGUCGAAGACAAUACGUGUCUCAAACCAUUCCUGAGAAUCUUUCGAGAAUUUCUUACAAAUUUAUUCAACUCGAAUGACCAACGAGAAGAUUUACCAAAUAACAUCAACUACCAAGAACCAAACGUCGACCCACCAAGCAACAACCAACCAAAAAGCACCGACAUGCGAGCAUGCCACCAACAAUAAUAACUAAGCAGUGAACGGCAACCAAGAAGCAUAGUCUUUUACGGCAUUUUUAAACCAGACUCGAGUCUUUUUUAAUGACUCGAUUGACUUUUAAAAUUCGUCUCGUUUUUUCAUCUAAACUUAGAUUUAAAUAGAUUUAGAUUAUUUAAUUUGUAAGAUUUUUGCAAAGAUUAGAAUCUCAUUUUCUUUUCGACAAUUUUUAAAAUUUUUUUCAUCUAAUAUAUUAUAAACGUUCGAACUGUUUAAUCUUUCAAGAUUUUUGCAAUUCUACAACAUCUACAAAAAAGCCAAACGAAAUGCAUACUUUUGAAUCAAGUAUGCCGCACAUAAUGUAACGCAAUGUAAAUAUCAUCACAAGUUGUCAGCGUCGACCGAACUAAAAAAAGCACACGUGAACUAUAACAGAAGUCAAUAAACCUAUUUAAAAAUACACAUGGAUGUAAUUUUGCAAUUAGGUUAUUAAAGAACAUGUGCUUAAGGUUCGAAAUAUGUAAAAAAAAACGUUGUCCUCUCUUAUGAUUAAUCGUCCAAUAAAUGUAAAAUUAAAUCAAGU
Molecule: messenger RNA, 1940 nt
Organism: Trichogramma pretiosum
Lineage: Eukaryota; Metazoa; Arthropoda; Insecta; Hymenoptera; Trichogrammatidae
Product: DNA primase small subunit-like
Exons: 6
Coding region: 101-1387 (428 amino acids)
Biological process (GO): DNA replication, synthesis of primer
Cellular component (GO): alpha DNA polymerase:primase complex
Source: RefSeq, a predicted model, not a curated record